Daucus carota subsp. sativus is the source of this 1734-nucleotide messenger RNA. RefSeq lists its product as uncharacterized. Gene Ontology annotation, biological process: biosynthetic process. The transcript is spliced from 2 exons. Gene Ontology annotation, molecular function: L-kynurenine:2-oxoglutarate transaminase activity; pyridoxal phosphate binding. Bases 85 to 1434 code for a protein of 449 amino acids. Gene Ontology annotation, cellular component: cytoplasm. The record is from RefSeq and is a predicted model, not a curated record. NCBI's taxonomy places the organism in Eukaryota, Viridiplantae, Streptophyta, Magnoliopsida, Apiales, Apiaceae.
AAGGGCCAGUGUAGCAAUCGAAGAAACGCAGCUAAAGUAAGAAAGAUAGCAGUGUUAGUUCAAUGCACCUGGUCAUCUUGUAAAAUGCUUAUACCCAUGGGCUUCCGAACUACAUCUAGUGUUUUACAUCACAAAUUACCCCGUCUUUCUCACUUUAACAAAAACUUAUUAACCGGCGGCCGCGGCGGCGGCUACCCUUCUUUUGUCGCUACAAUUUCAACCCAGAAGGAGGCGGCUAUGGCCACUCAUCAGCCUUCCCAGAACACCCUUCAGCCCGUACAGGUUGCCAAGCGUUUGGAGAAAUUUAAAACAACGAUAUUCACCCAAAUGAGUAUGCUAGCUGUCAAACAUGGAGCAAUUAAUCUUGGACAAGGCUUUCCCAAUUUUGAUGGCCCGGAAUUUGUUAAAGAAGCAGCAAUUCAGGCCAUCAAGGAUGGAAAUAACCAAUAUGCCCGUGGGUAUGGAGUCCCUGAUCUCAACUCAGCUGUGGCUGAACGGUUCAAGAAUGAUACUGGACUGGUGGUGGACCCAGAAAAGGAAGUUACCGUGACUUCUGGAUGCACUGAAGCAAUUGCUGCAACUAUCCUAGGCUUGAUAAAUCCAGACGACGAGGUGAUACUCUUUGCUCCUUUCUAUGAUUCUUACGAGGCCACACUAUCUAUGGCCGGUGCCAAAAUAAAGUGCAUUACCUUAAGACCUCCCGAUUUUUCAAUCCCAAUUGAUGAGCUCAAGUCUGCAAUCUCAAAGAAUACGCGGGCGAUCCUUAUGAAUACGCCUCAUAACCCUACAGGAAAGAUGUUCACUAGGGAUGAGCUCAAUACGAUUGCAUCCCUCUGUAUUGAAAACGAUGUUUUAGUUUUCAGUGAUGAAGUUUAUGACAAGUUAGCAUUUGAAAUGGAUCACAUUUCAAUAGCUUCUCUCCCAGGAAUGUAUGAGAGGACUGUGACACUCAACUCCUUGGGGAAGACCUUCUCUCUUACUGGCUGGAAGAUUGGAUGGGCUAUAGCUCCACCUCACCUGACAUGGGGAGUGAGACAAGCACAUUCGUAUCUCACAUUUGCUACUUCUACGCCAAUGCAACAUGCAGCUGCAGUAGCUCUUCAAACCUCAGAUGCCUACUAUGCAGAGCUGAAGAGAGAUUACCUUGCAAAGAAGAAAAUUUUGGAGGAUGGAUUGAAAGCUGUUGGAUUUACUGUAUACCCAUCAAGUGGGACAUACUUUAUAAUCGUAGAUCACACCCCUUUUGGUCUGGAAGAUGAUAUAUCGUUUUGCGAAUAUCUGAUUAAAGAGGUCGGCGUGGUGGCUAUUCCAACAAGCGUGUUUUACUUGAACAAGGAAGAUGGUAAAAAUCUUGUAAGAUUUACGUUCUGCAAGGAUGAGGGAACUCUCAGAAGUGCAGUUGAGAGAAUGAAACAGAAGUUGUCGAGAAAGUAAUCUUCAGGACCCUUUUUCCAUGGAAAUUAGUUGUGAUAGCUUUUAAAUUUUAAGCUUAAAAAUAUUAAAUCACUAGCAUAAAAGGGAGAAUAUGAUUCCAAAUAAAAUUACCUGGAAUCUGCAUUGCUGCAGACUAAUGUCGGUGUUCUGUCAUAUUUUACUUUCCUUGAUUUAGGUCUAAAAUCCGUUUGAAUGUUUGAAAUUAUUGUUUUUUAGACCUCAACUAGCUUAGCCGGUCAAAGUUUUAUCAUUCUAUAACUUUUUAUUUGAGAAAAGCUACAAUUUGCACAUUUUGACUUC